Molecule: messenger RNA, 3669 nt
Organism: Morone saxatilis (striped sea-bass)
Lineage: Eukaryota; Metazoa; Chordata; Actinopteri; Moronidae
Gene: ptprn2
Product: protein tyrosine phosphatase receptor type N2
Exons: 22
Coding region: 1-3141 (1046 amino acids)
Biological process (GO): protein dephosphorylation
Cellular component (GO): secretory granule
Molecular function (GO): protein tyrosine phosphatase activity
Source: RefSeq, a predicted model, not a curated record
AUGACCAAAGGUUGUCUGUUUGAAGACGAGCUCUGUACACCGUAUGAGUUCUGCGUCAAUGACAGAGUGUUUGGAAGGUGCCAGGAGUUGGCCGGUGCAAACCUGUACACAUACGAUAUUUCUUCCUCUGCUUUGCAGCGCCUCAGGAUCCUCCUACAGAAGCUGGCUCACAGAGGUUUGACAUGGCAGGACGACAUCACUCAGCAGGUCAUUUCUAGAGAGCUCUCUAAACUGAGGAACGUCCCUCUCCGCCAUCAGACUGCACCUCCAAGCCUGAGCAGCUCCAGAGACAGGAAACUAAGGCCUGCGCAGGCUGAGCUGAACAGAAACCUUCAGCAGUACCUGACAGGCCUGGGUUUCCUGCCACACUCUGAGGUUGAUGGACAACCAGGAAUCCAACGAGGGGGAGACAGCAAUCAGAAUGGAGACAUCAAGUCUGAUCCUCAUUUGGAGCCCGGCCGGGCAAAACCCCAGCAGGGCUGGAAGGAGACCACUCUCUACAGCGUUCAUAAAGGAGACGGCCAACCUCCUGUCACCAAAGUCUUCACCCAGAGUGGAGAGGGCAGACACCCCAAGCUCAGUUCAACCUACUCUAACCGGGACCCAGGAAGGAGCAAACCACUGUCCAGCCAGCUGGAACGGCUUCUUGCUGAGGUACCGAGCGUGCAGCAGGGCACCCCAGGUGGCAAAGCUGCGUGGCCCAAAGGAAAGCUCCACUACCUCAGCUACAUCCAGCCAGCGCAGAGUGACCACACAGAGCCGCAGUCUCAGGUGGCUUUUGGCUUCAAAUCCCAAAGGCCUAAUCUAGAUAGACUUCUGCUCAAGGCCGGCUCACACCGACUGACUGCCAAAGAGCCUCUUAGUGUCGUGGACGAGCGAUUCAUCCAGAAUAUGGUGAACCAGCUGGGAAGGCACAGCAUCAACAUGGAGGCUUUGAUGGACAAAGACCUAGACCAGCUGGCUGAGGUCAUCACAGGAACCCUGCAGGAGGUGCAUAAGGAGCAGCCAGUGGUUGGGGCCCAGCCAGGACCAGGAGCAGCUGACUCCAGGGGGGACAAGGAGGCCAACAGGGAGCCGCUGGCAGCCAUGCAACUGAAUCAAGACCAGGACCUGAAAUCAGACAAAGGGCAGGAUCCAAACCAAAAAGACAAACUGAGAAUGAAACAGCAAGGCCAACAAGUAGACGGGGCAGACAAAGAGCCUGUUGACAAGCAUGCAGCCUUCUUCUCCAAGUUGCUGGACUAUCUCAACCUGGAGCCCUUCGGUGAUGCUCCGGAGGUCAACAUUGGGCCUCCGGCUCCCCUCCAGAAAAUGGUCGGGCUGGAAAGCGUCCAAAGCCGAACGACGCAGGGGCAAGUUCCUGUCCCCCAACGUUGGGAGGAGAAGACCAUUGCCGUGCCAGCAAAGGAAGGCUCCACUCUUCGUUUAACCGGGGGUGCAGAGGGGCCUGACGCUCAGGUGGACUCAGAGAUCCAGAGGUGGAUGCAGGGGCAUCAGGCCCAAGCGGGGAAGAAGCAGCUGGAAGAGCCUCAGAAGAAGGACAUGAGAGUCAAAACUCAGCUGGUCCACGUGGGGGUGAAGGAGUUUUCCAGCAGAGGGAAGGACAGACACUUUGGCUACAUUAUCACCGGCUCAGACUCCCUUACCACUGACGAGGGCUCGGACCUGAUGGAGCGGCUGACGCAGAGGGUGAACCUCCACGCCACGGACCUCACCCAGCUCUCUGUCUUGGGUCCAGCGUUGACCUUCAGAAUUGGGCCCAACCCCAAGAACGUGACCACUGCAGAUCUGGUUCAGGUUGCAGUUCAACAGAAGCAGCAGCUGGAGAAGGAGACAGGCCUGAAGAUAGUGGAGGCCGGAGUUAGUGAUAGGGGCAGCCUGACCCAGAUCCCCGUGGUGAAGGAGACCAGGGUGGAGUCGGGCCAGUUCCUGCUGCUCUCCGUCCUCUGCAUGCUCUUCAUCCUGGUGGCGCUGGCAGUGUCCGCCACUUUCUUCUGCGUGCGCCAGCGAUCCCACCUCCGCAUGAAGGAGAAGCUGGCCAGCCUGGGGACUGACACCAGUACUGAUGCCACCGCAACCUAUCAGGAGCUUUGUCGCCAGCGUAUGGCGAUCCGGACGUCAGAGCGAGUCGAGCGGCCUGAGACCCUGCGCCACUCGCGGCUCAACAGCGUCUCGUCCCAGUUCAGUGAUGGCCCCGCAGCCAGCCCGUCCACCCGCAGCAGCACCUCCUCCUGGUGCGAAGAGCCAGUGCCAUCCAACAUGGACAUCUCCACUGGUCACAUGAUACUGUCAUACAUGGAGGACCACUUGAAGAACAAGAACCGUCUGGAGCGUGAGUGGGAGGCCCUGUGCUCCUACCAGGCAGAGCCCAGCGCCUGCAGUGUGGGGCAGAGUGAGCAGAACUCUAAGAGGAACCGCUCAGACGCCGUGGUCGUAUACGAUCAUUCCAGGAUCACCUUGAAAGCGGAGAAUAACCACGGCAACUCAGAUUACAUCAAUGCAAGUCCAAUAAUGGACCAUGACCCUCGCAACCCUACUUACAUCUCCUCGCAGGGCCCACUUCCUUCCACCGUGGCGGACUUCUGGCAGAUGGUGUGGGAGAGCGGCUGCGUCGUUAUCGUCAUGUUGACCCCACUCUCUGAAAACGGGGUGAAGCAGUGUCAUCACUACUGGCCCGACGAAGGAUCUGAUGUCUACCACAUCUACGAGGUCAAUUUGGUGUCAGAGCACAUUUGGUGUGAGGACUUCCUGGUGCGGAGUUUCUAUCUGAAGAACCUGCAGACCAAUGAGACACGCACCGUCACCCAGUUCCACUUCCUGUCCUGGAUGGACCGCGGGAUCCCCAACUCGGCCAGGACUCUGUUAGACUUUCGCAGAAAGGUUAACAAGUGCUACAGGGGUCGAUCUUGCCCGAUAAUUGUUCACUGCAGUGAUGGAGCUGGCAGGAGUGGGACUUACAUUCUGAUUGACAUGGUCCUCAAUAGGAUGGCUAAAGGUGCUAAAGAGAUUGAUAUUGCCGCUACCCUGGAGCACUUGAGAGACCAGAGAGCUGGCAUGGUCCAGACAAAGGAGCAGUUUGAGUUUGCGCUGACAGCCGUGGCAGAGGAGGUGAACGCCAUCCUGAAAGCGCUUCCUCAGUAAAGGCAUCGCAUCCCCCACCUUCUUUUCGCUCGCUGAGCACCAGUUUCCUCUGCCCACUCAAGAUUGACAUCUCUCUCUGCCCUUCCUUCUCCUCGCUCUGUUUCUCUUUUCUGUCUCUGCCUCCUCUUCACCUCUAUAUAUACUGUAUACUUAUGAAUGUCGUGCCAGAUAUCUCACCUGGAUCCAUAUUUCGCAAAGAUUUUGCCUCAGAGUGCGACUGUUGAUCUGGGCUAUGUGUCGUUUUAGCGAUUUAGGAGUGUGCGCACCAGUGGGGCCUGAUCUGAUCUGAUGUGGGACCUUAGAUCAGCCCUCCUACUGUGAGACUUUUGUGUCAAUAUGAACCCUGGUCCUCUAUAACUGUGAUGUUGUUCCUGAACAUACCGUUUUAGUGCCACUGACAAGCUGUUUACGUGAUGUCAAGUGAAGAUUUUUGUUCCAAAAUCAGCUAUCAAAAAACGGAUACAGACGCUAAAUUUAAAAGAAACUAUAGUAAGGCUGCAACUGAUGAUUAUUUCAGUUAUCGAUUAA